AUGUCUGAAGCACAAACUCGGCCUGCGCGAGGCAGGAGCUCUGCCCGCGGCGGCAGGGCAUCAUACGGCUCCCGGGGCCCCAGAAAGACCAACGGCGACAGCGCGUCCUCCAACAUUGACACAUCGGCAGACCAGGGCGAACUGGGCGAGCUUAAGAAGCGCUACCAGUCACAGCUAUCCACACUGAAGGAGCUAUUCCCCGACUGGACCGACGCCGAUCUCGUCCUCGCAAUCGAAGAAUCUGACGGCGACCUGCAGACCACCAUCGAGAAGAUCAGUGAGGGCGCCGUCUCACAAUUCUCAGAAGUCCCAAAGAAAGCAAAGGACAGGUCCCGCUCCAAGGCCAAGGAGAACGUCCCCCUCGAUGGCGCGUCCAGCCUGCGUGGCCGGCCCGACGGAGCCCGUCGUGGAGUUGACAGCGGUCGCGGCGGCCGUGGCGGACGAGGCACUGAUCGUGGUCGCGGUGGAAUUCGUGGCGGUCGUGGAGGCGCCGCCGGUGGACCUCGUACGGCUGCUGGAUCAGUCCCGACUACCGAGUCCGCUGCAUGGGACACGCCCACAGUGCCCGAAGAGUCCAAGGAGACCAAACAGGACGACGAGACCGUACACGCGCCUGAAGCGACCCCCGAAGCCAUAAAGCCUGUCGUGGAGGCUACUAUGACAGCCGCGAAGAAGACUUGGGCGAGCAUGUUUGCUGCACCCAAGCCCGUCCCCGCAGUCCCCAAGGCAGCUCCGAAGCCCGCCGCUGCUGCCCCCGAAGUGCCCUCACAAGUACCCGACGAGACGCCCGCGCACCAAGUUGCCCAAGAGCCCGCCGUGCAAGCAGAAGAACUGCCUAUACCCCCCGUUGCAGAUGAGGCUGUCCAGACACCGCCCAUCACCGCCGAAGAUACGUCCAAGAUGACGCCGGACAAGAGUGUGGAUGGUGCCCCUGACGUCACCCUCACACCCUCCGGAGAUCAACUUACGCAAGAGAAUGUUGAGCACCUGCCUGAUACGUCCAUUCCGCCCAAGACGGAGACAGCUUUCAGCACUGUCGCAAGCUCGAAGGAUGUUGGAAGUGCUGUAGCGACCCCCUUGAACGGUCCUACACAGGCACCUAUCGGUCGCCCCGCUAUUGGAGGAUUCCAAACGACCGCACUCAAGGCGACUUCUGGAACCCCGAACCGAAGCGCAAGCUACCAGAGGAGGUUGAUGGAGCAGCAGGAGGCCGUGGUCAUGCCCGGAGACCGCGCCGUGGACAGGGCAGCAGUCCAAUUCGGUAGCAUGGGAUUGGGCGACGGCUCGGAUCCAGAUGUCGACGAAGACAGGGAAGAGGCGGAGACGAGGACACAGCCGCCCCAGCACUCUCCCGUCGCGCAGCCCAGGGCUUCUCUUCCUCCCGCUCCCCGCCAAGCAUCUCAAGAUGCUCCCCAACAAGAGGCCGCUCCUACACCAAAGCAGGCCCCUGGACUGCCUCCUGUGCCCCAACAUCAGCCCGGCCUACAGCAGUCUCCCUCGAACCCGCUUGCAUCCCAGGCUAUGCAGAACCAAGGAUCUCAGUCGAACCAGCCAUACAACCAGUUUGCUAGGUAUGGUCAAUCAGAGGCCUCCGCCCCACCGCAGAAGCCAUACGACCCAUUCGGCCAGCAGAUCCCGCAGUCGAACCACUCGCAAUCGCAGAACUACGACUACCCCGGCCAACAAAGCCAGGCCCCGUCCCAGCCUGGUGCCUUCUCGUCUGCCCCAGACGGUUACCCCUCCAACUACCUCACUGCCGAACAACGCGCGCAAUACCAGAACUACUAUGGAAGCUACGGUCAACCCAUCGCACAAAGCCAGCAGGAAGCUGGUUCUGCUCAGCAGCGCACUGGCAGUGCCUUUGGCUCUGGACCUGCUGACUCUGCUUAUUCGCAGAGCCAAAUCCCACAGGUAAGUGGUCUCUCUAAAGGUCUGAAACAGCUCGCCAAACUCAAAACCGAUCAUCAUGCCGACCAAUCUGAACCAUCUCAUGUGAAUGAGAAACUCUGGGCAGAGAUGGCACAUGACACGGGCAGAGUAAGGACAGCAGCUAAGACAGAACUCUACAUCUUCUCGCAUCGUGUACUGACAGAAUUGUAG
Alternaria metachromatica is the source of this 2100-nucleotide messenger RNA. RefSeq lists its product as uncharacterized. NCBI's taxonomy places the organism in Eukaryota, Fungi, Ascomycota, Dothideomycetes, Pleosporales, Pleosporaceae. The record is from RefSeq and is a predicted model, not a curated record. The transcript has 2 exons. Gene Ontology annotation, cellular component: cytoplasm; nucleus. Gene Ontology annotation, molecular function: ubiquitin binding. The coding region runs from base 1 to 2100 and encodes 699 amino acids.